AUUCCGUGUUGUCGUGAGAGUUGUCGUCAAAUUCUUUAGACAAUGACUGGCACCUAUGUAACAGCACAGGAAAAAUUUACAAAGUUAAGAAGGAGACUUGAUCAACUAGGAUAUAAACAACCAUUAGGAUUGGACACUUUACCCUUAGUGGAACGUUUAUUUUAUGACCUUGUUUGGACAACGGAGAAUUUAAGAAAAGUUAGGAGCGAACUUUCUUCUCAGAUUCAAAUACGAUCUACAGUUGAAGAUUAUAUUGCUCCAUACAAAGCAGAAAAUGGGAAAUUAAUACGUGAAAACAAUGAGAUUAAUCAUCAUAUGAUGAUUCUUCGUCAAGAUUAUGAAGAAAAACUUCGAGGUUUAAAAGGAGAAUUCAGAAGAUUGGAAAAUGAGAUUGAGGACAUGAAAUAUUUCAAUUCUCAGUGUAUUGAUAAGAUUCAUAAUUAUGAGCGAGAAGCCAAACGAAUGGUUGAGCAAAUAUUAUAUUUACAAGAGAAAAAUUUUCAGGCUGUAGUUUAUACACCUG
Messenger RNA from Schistosoma turkestanicum, 523 nucleotides. Lineage: Eukaryota; Metazoa; Platyhelminthes; Trematoda; Strigeidida; Schistosomatidae. The record is from the annotation of a GenBank genome assembly.